AAACAUUACGACUGAAUCAAAAACGUUACUGUUGCAUAAUUAGACUACUGUACUUUGUUUCUUACCACAUACCAGCAUGCAACAUAUUGAUCUUCGAGCGUGUUCUUUGUUCGUUUUUGUUUGUUUGUUUGGUUUUUUGGGCGUGUGUUUUUCUUCCUGGCUUUUCUCCACAAGCCUCGCCCACGUCAACGAUGAUUGGCUAGGCACAUCAACACCCGCCUCCACGGGCGCUGAUUGGCCGGGCAAGUUGUUGACCGCCCCCUCCUGCCCCUCUCGAACCGGGAAAGUCACUUGUUCUUCAAACUGACAAACACGAACGCGAGCGCGAGCGAAACGCUCCCAAAACAAAGACGACAUUGUUCAAUUCACUUUUUUUUUUAGGUCGCAAUAUAUCCGUGGCGCUUUUACCUCGACACGUUUGUUACUGUGCGGGUGUCGAAAUGUGCUCGUAGGAUGCCUUUGGAUGGAACAGGUGGCAUUCACUUGUAAUUAGACGGCACUCGGGCGCAUUGGGGACACGUCUAAUUCCCGGACUACGAGCCCAGGAAGACGGUGGAGGAGCGGACAACAGUCAUGCCGGUGGCCGAGUGCGAGCUGUUGCCGGAGGUCGAGGCCGACGAGGGCGCCCCGGGGCCGGCGGCGGCCACGCUGUGCGGCAGCCCGGCCGCAGACAUCCUCAAGAAGUUCUACCACACCAAGCGGGUCGGCAACUACCUGAUCGGGAGGAAGCUGGGCGAGGGAUCCUUCGCCAAAGUCAGGGAGGGGCUGCACGCCCUCACCGGGGAGAAGGUGGCGGUGAAGGUGAUCGACAAGCGCAAGGCCAAGAAGGACUCGUACGUGACCAAGAACCUGCGUCGCGAGGGCCACAUCCAGCAGAUGAUCCGCCACCCCAACAUCACGCAGCUGCUGGACAUCUUGGAGACGGAGAACAGCUACUACCUGGUGAUGGAGCUGUGCCCGGGCGGAAACCUCAUGAACCGCAUCUACGACAGGAAGCGGCUAGACGAGCGCCAGACGCAGAAGUUCAUCCGCCAGUUGGUGCUCGCCGUCGAGCACCUGCACAGGGCCGGCGUCGUGCACAGAGACCUCAAGAUCGAAAACCUUCUGUUGGACGAGCAAGACAACAUCAAGCUCAUCGAUUUCGGCCUGAGCAACUGCGCCGGCAUCCUGGGCUACUCGGACCCCUUCAGCACCCAGUGCGGGAGUCCGGCCUACGCCGCCCCGGAACUGCUCUCCAGGAAGAAGUACGGACCCAAAGUGGACGUCUGGUCCAUCGGCGUCAACAUGUACGCCAUGCUGACGGGCACGCUGCCCUUCACCGUGGAGCCCUUCAGCCUGCGGGCGCUGCACCAGAAGAUGGUGGACAAGGAGAUGAACCCGCUGCCGCCCUCGCUGUCCACAGCCGCCAUCUGCCUGCUGAAGAAGCUCCUGGAGCCCGACCCCAACAAGCGGCCCAACAUCCACCAGGUGAUGGCCGACUCGUGGCUGCAGCUGGCCAACAGGAACACGGGGGCGCCCUACCUCAACAGGAUCCACAUCGAGGAGAUCGACCACACGGUCCUGCUGCACAUGACGGAGAAGAUGGCCUACAAGCACAGCGAGGUCCUCAGCGCCGUCCUCACCAACCGCGCCUGCCACACGCUGGCCGUCUACUUCCUGCUCAACAAGAAAAUGAAGAGGCUCUCCAAAGAGUACAGGGAGCUGCAGUUCCAGGAGAAGAAGAAGGGCGACAAGCCCAAGAACGAGUACUUCCAGACGCAGUGGCGCAAGCACGUGGACAAGCUGACCAUCCCGCCCAAGCAGACGCCCGUCUACUUGGCCGUGAGCAAAGGGCCCAGCAAGGACAAGAAGCACCGCACCGGUCUGUUACGUGCGCUAACCGGUGGCCAUCGUAACUCCCCGCUGGCGCCCCCGGGCACGGUGGCGUCGUCGUCCAUGGAGUACCUGGAGAUCCAGCCUCUCUUCUCGUCCCACACGCCUCAACAGCGCCGCCGGCUGGCCACCAUGCCGCCCGUCAACAACAGCGGCAGCCCCGAGCACGGCGUGCCCGCCCCGCCCGCGCCCUCGCCCAUCGGCAUGCACUCGUUCGGCUCGCUCUCCAAGGCCGAGCGGCUGGACGACACGCCCGCCUCGCCCUGGUACAAGCUGACCAACGGGACGCUGUCGCCGCCCCGCCACGUCUCCGCCUUCCAGCCUGACUCAUCCUACCUGAAGAAGGCCACCAUCCCCAGUCCGCCCGUGCUCAUCGUCCACCCGCAGCCCAAGAAGAGCGUCUCCGCCGACUGGGGCGGCGGCUUCUCCUCCGACACCGGCGGCAGCCCGCCCAGCGCGGCGGGGAGCCCGCCGGGCGGCUCGGGCUUCAGCCCGCCCAAGUCGGCCUUCAGCCCGCUAAACCCGGCGUCCGCCUUCAGCCCGCCGUCCAAUCUCGGCGGUAGCGGCAGCGACUCCGACAGCCCCACGCAGCGCGCCAAGUUCCCCUGCGUGGGCGUCGGCCUGGCGCUCAAGAAGAAGGUCCAGCUGCAGCCCUUCAGCUUCCGGCCCGAGCAGGUGGUGGAGGAGGUGGUGUCCCCGCCGCCCUACCCCAUGCAGACUCUGCUGUGCGCGUCGGGGGCGCUCAAGACCCUCUGCUGAGGGGCCCGGACAAGACCGCUGCCCGAGAACCAGAAAACUGUGAACUGUCCCACUUGAAAACGGAUCUGAAAGCGACAUUUGGAUCCCCGAGCAAUCGGUCCUGGAUCCGUGUUUCCCAACCUACAUUGCGCCAGGGCACAAAUUUUAUAUUCCAAAAAGAAUCACCCGGCACACCACCAAAUACAAAUGUUACAAGAAGUGCUGCAUUUUUUUUGAGUUCGGCAUUCUUUGCCCAAAAACGAUUUGCUGUUUCUGUGCUCAGGCCAAAGUGAUUUAAAAAAAUAAAUACAUCAAAAAUGCUUUGCUGCCUUCUCGCGGCAUCUUAGUGCCAAGCAACGAUGCUGAAGUGAGUUGAAGAGCUUCCUUUCGAUUACACUGAGGUCGUGCAACUCUAAAUUCAGACUUGCCUGUAAACUGGCAAAGCCCGUCCGUCACGCUUCCAAAUCUGCGAUACUGAACUUCGCCGUACUUGUUCUUCUCUGUCACUUUACAUCGAUUGCAUAAAUGGAUCCAAAAACAAAUGGCAUCAUUUUCGGACGAAUGUGCUUUUGGGAAUCACCGUGCUUUGAGGACACCAUGUCAACACGCGCGCUGUAUUAUACACGGAAUUUUGUCGUUGUAACGACGUGGUCGCUAACUGAGCCGCCGACUGAUUCGCACCAGCUAAAGGACCCGCCUCUUCCCCCGUCCCGACAACACUUUGUGUUCGCUACGUGUUUUCCGGCUCGGAAUUCCGAGCGAGCUCUCGCUGCGCUAUUCAAAGGAAAGCCAAAAUGGUGUAGCGUAACCGCAAUGUUGAACGCCGCUUACCUCAGUUUUUUGUUCGAUACCGACGACGUAGGUGCCAAGUGUUGUUUGUUUUUAUGGCGACGCCGAUAGUUUCCGUCCUGGCUUUUUAUACCUGCUCUUCUGUCCGUUAUUUUCCACUCUGGGUUAGAAACAGUUUAGUAUAUUCCAAAGCAACUUGAAGAGCAUUUGUAGCCAGUCGGAAGCGUGAAGAAAGUCACUCCAGGAAAAGGCACAAGUUGAACUUGGCUUCGCAAGAUUAGUGUUCCAAUGGGGACUCAUUUGGGUGAAUUCCCGAGUAGGAGUUCUAACCCUAACCCCAAAUGGCCGCCUCCCUGUUCCAUUUGGGGUACGGGUUCUUGAGACUUUUAAUCGGGCGUCCGAGUGUGAUAAACACGGCCGCCCGAUUUCCCGUCAAACUGCUGUCGGGGUGCUGAUUUUGUUUCGUUUGGAGUUUUUCCUUUCCAGGAGGUGCCAGAUGCUCAGGCCUUAAUACUGGAAUCCGUUGAAAAUAACAUUUGAAACCAAAAAUUAGGUUUGCUUGUGGCAUUUCCGAACAAAGCUUUUAGCAAGCUAAAAUGCUGUUGGCGUGUGUACAAAUAGAAAAAUGCAAGUAAAAAAAAAUAAAUCCUACCUGCAGACAUUGCGCAUGUCUUGCCUGUUUUUGUGCGACGUUUCAAGAAAAACAACAAAAGAAAUUCUAAUGAGCCUUAUUUUGAAAGUUGACGUUUCUAAAAAAACCAAACAAACCACUCGUGUUUGUCUUAAAGCUGUAGUUUGUGCAAUAGUCUUAAAUGUUUACUGCAAUAACUAAUAACGAGUUUUUGCCAAGAUGGGGGGAAAAAAAAAAAAAAAAAAAUGUAAAUAACUUCCUGAAGCCAUUUGUGAAUUUUUGGUUUUUGGCUUCUUCAGCCGCACGGGGCUUCGCAAUGUUAACCAAUCAAAGGAAAAGUUGCAUGCAAUGUUGUCACUGUUAGCAGUCUUUGUACCUUUCUUAUUUUUUUCAAUCGUGUCAAUGCCGAGAUUGAUGCUGACUCGGGGGAAGACUUUUGUAAGGUUUUGUAACGAUGAAUGCUGUUGUUGGUUUGUUGAGAGAUUUCUAUGCUGUGUAAAGUUAUUUAAAGUAUUUAUAUUCAAGUUAAACACUUUGUCUUUCAUUUUGUUCUGUGUGUGUGAAAGGUAUACCGAUACUGGCACGGAAUUUGUGGGUUUAAGGCCACCUUUGAAUUUCCCACAGACGAAAGACCUCCAUUUUUUUUUUUUGUAAAUUGAGUAAAAUGCUUUCAAAAAAGAAAGCGAAGUGGUCCUAAAAUUGAACCUUGUGGGAGCCCUUCUAUAACAUGGUCAGAGACAAAACUCACCAACCCUAACAAUCUGUGUGCGACCUAAGAGGUAACAAUUUUUUUUGUGGGGGGGGGAUGUUCCACCUUAAUAUAAAUGAAGACAAUAAGAGGCUAAUUUUGGGGGGGGGGGGGGAAUAACUAUUGGUCUUUCAAAGCAAUCUUUGAAACAUGAAAUAAGGUGAAUUGUUUUAGCCCCUUUCACGCUGGCUGUGGUUGCUGUUCUGUGCGAAAGGUAUACUGACACAGAGGGGUGAGUUGAAGUCAACCAUGCGAUUUCCUGGUUUUGGAGGUUGUAGCGGUUUUUAGUUGGGUUCUGCAUGAAUGGCAAAGGGUGCAUAAACGUUGGCUAGUGUUAUACCUUAGAUCUGUGUGAAAGGACCCACUAAGGCAUUUUGAGCUUCUAUUCAAGUUACCAAAUUUGGUUCUUCACCUGAUUUCAACUUCUAAAAAUGGAAGGGCAAAUAGUUGAAUCUAAAGUUACCAAAGGAGUUCUGCGCUCAAGGCUAAAUCUAAAUUUAGCGCCUCCGUUUCCCACGGGACACCUGCGGCUGCGAAACAAAACGACGGACCUUUACAACAGCUGAAAGACCCUUCAGAGGGUUUUACACAUUUUAGGGGCCCGCCCCAUCCUGAACACCAACUGUAGACCUUAAUCCACUCAGCUGUGGCUCCACUUAAACCUCUUUGGCUCAACACUGGCCUAACCAGACAAACGGGGGUACAAAGGGCGGGGGGGCACCCGACAGUCAACACGGUCGGCGUGGUUGUAAGUGGAUUUCAAAAACAAAAAAACACGUCUGGGUUCCAGAUCCUUUUGUUUAUGGGCCGAGUCCAAAAGCCACAGCCCGUCCAAAUCGAUCGUGUUCUUGCUCCGAUGGGAACGAUAUUCCUCGGUAAAGGAGAAAAUGGCAACUUUUUGAGGCGUGACUUGACAUGAAGUCAAAUUUGAACAAAAUGCAAUAUCGUGGAUCAGUAUCCUUCAAAAUCGAUAUUUCUAAUCACCUUUUGAGAUGUGACUCGAAACGUGCAACUGUUAAUCACAACAACAAUAAAUAAUAACUAAUUGAAAAUCCAAAGUGCUCUUAUACAAACAAUAAUUCCUGGCAAAGAUGAAUAGGAACUUGUGACUUUUGACAUAACAUGUAAUCGCACUGAUAUUAAUAUUAAAACGUUAAAGGAGCUGUAAUAUCCUUCAAAAUCCAAUGUGUUUGCUCUGCCACACACACAUUUGCAUGACGACAUGAAUGUGUGUUGGUUUGGCUAAACAAGCAGAUGUUUGCCGGAGACGAUUUGACAUCAUUUACACUGAACACGUGCGCGUGUUGUACGUCACACACACACACACUAGAUUAGACUUGUUUAUCAGGGAAUUUACACUUUCUUCUUCAAAACAAAAAGAUGAGAAUAGAUCGCUCUUUGCUAACAUGACUGAUUACAAUAUUAUUAAAUGUAUCUUUAAAAAAUCUGGGAUUUUUCAGCAACGACAGUAUAUUAUUCAAUUUAAUUCAUGCGUUUUGCCACUCAUUGGUUUUUAAAAGCACAUUUAAUUAUUGCUUGAUUUUUUUCUCAGCUAUUGGACUUAAGCACAGAAAUGAAUCUGGAUUAUUGAAAAAAAAAAUUCAUUUAUUGCCCAAUAUAAAAUUUUAGUUUUACAUUUCACAUUUAGUUAUAGUUUUACUGAUCCCUUGGCCCUAAUUAUAGUAUUUAAUGUAGUUAUUUUGAUUAAACCAUUUUUUGAUUCAAUAAUUAUUUGAGUCAGUAAUGCCCUUAUUGCUUCAUGAAAAGCAUCUGUAUAAACCAAUGUAUUAGUUUUUAUUCAAUCAUCUGUUCUUAUCAUUACAUGAAAUGAUUCUUUUUUUUGGUAACAAUUUUAGUUUUUUCCCCCACCUCAUUGCUUCCUGAAAAUUAUGCGUAUCAACCAGUGUAUGUAUGUAUUAUUAUUAUUACGAUUUUUAGUUUCGGGUGUGGCUGUUUUUUCUUUCUUUUUUGCUACUAUUUUAUAGAUGCUGAACAAUGGUUGACUCGAUUAAAAGGCUCCAAAUGCUA
Molecule: messenger RNA, 6806 nt
Organism: Phyllopteryx taeniolatus (common seadragon)
Lineage: Eukaryota; Metazoa; Chordata; Actinopteri; Syngnathiformes; Syngnathidae
Gene: hunk
Product: hormonally up-regulated Neu-associated kinase
Exons: 9
Coding region: 574-2631 (685 amino acids)
Biological process (GO): intracellular signal transduction; protein phosphorylation
Cellular component (GO): cytoplasm
Molecular function (GO): protein serine/threonine kinase activity; ATP binding
Source: RefSeq, a predicted model, not a curated record